UAGAAUCCACUUGCCUACUCGCAGUGAGGCGACUGACUUAUCAUUUCUUUUCUCCCGAUUGCAAUCGUUGCGACCCUCAGUGAGAGGUUCAGAUUUUCCUCCAACAUGUGGGAAGAACUAAAGCGUGUUCUUCUCCAGAUUGCCAUAUUUUGGACAUGUGCUUCAGCCAGCAAGUGUGCUCCCGGGUGGCUGGACCACGGCACCAACUGCUACAAGAAGGUGGUGGCGCCCAACGGUUGGCUGGGGGCCUGGCACCACUGCGUCGGGAUGGGCGGCAACCUGCUCUCCAUCACCUCCUCGGCCGAGGAGGACUUUGUGAAGGACACCAUGGGCAACACCCGCUUCUGGCUGGGACUCUCCAACCAGAAAUGCGACGACGUCUGGUGUCGCUUUGUAGCCGGAAGCCAGGAGCUGAUCUGGUCUGAUGGCGAGACAACGACAUACACCAACUGGGCCUCAGACCAAUUUAAAAGCGCCGAAGUCGCGUCCUGCGCCUACGUCAACCAAGGAGCUUAUCUUUUGCGUGGGAAGUGGAGGUCUGGCUCCUGCGCUUCCUCGUUGGGCUACAUGUGCAAACAGCCGCAGAGCUGCCCGGAGGGACCGUGUACCUCCAAUAAUGUUCCUGCUGUAAUGAAGACUUCCGACUGCGACGAUGGCAACUUCCUUUACGGCGAUGAUUGCUAUCUUUUUGACCCGACACGUAGAACUUGGGAGGAUGGCGAGGAGUUUUGUCUCGCCCGGCAAGGCCACCUGGCGAGCAUACACUCUGAGCGAGAUGCCCGAUUCAUUAUUGAUCACAUAAUUUACUCGUCGAACACAUGGGUGGGAGAAAAGAAGAAGGGCAACAACUACGAGUGGACUGACGGAACAGCUUCUGACUACGGAAAAAUGUCCCACUCCUCCUCUGCCGAGCGCCGAGGGCCUCCACAGCUGCCACCAUUAGUCGGCCAGCCGGAAUGGACUCAGAAAUGCGGCUGGUGGCAUAACAACCCAACCAACGACUUCUGCUACCUGAUGAUCCGCCACCCCACCAAGACCUGGAAGGAGGCGCAAGACGACUGCCAACGCCUCCAAGGGAACCUGCUCAGCAUCACCGACGAACAUGAGCAGACCUUUGUACAUGGUUACUUCACGGGACUGAUGAAAGCAUCCCCUCUGUGGUUGGGCGCCAAUGUCCCCAUCAAUGACGAAGGCAGCAAGUGGGCUGACGGAGCCUCGGUCACUUACGGCCGCUCGACUUCAGGUACCCCCGAUGGAAAUUGUCUUUCCUUCCUCACUGGCAACGGCAACUGGCACUACGACUCGUGCAACAAGAAGAGAGGUUACGUCUGCAAGAAAAGAGGAAAUGGUAAGUGAGAGGCAGCACCCCACCAACUCAUCGCCCCUUGACAUCUGUCUGUGCCUUGAUGUCUCUCUUCCUUUCCUCUUGCAGUAAACCCU
Messenger RNA from Syngnathus typhle (broad-nosed pipefish), 1440 nucleotides. RefSeq names its product macrophage mannose receptor 1-like. Bases 106 to 1356 code for a protein of 416 amino acids. The transcript has 12 exons. The record is from RefSeq and is a predicted model, not a curated record. NCBI's taxonomy places the organism in Eukaryota, Metazoa, Chordata, Actinopteri, Syngnathiformes, Syngnathidae. Gene Ontology annotation, molecular function: signaling receptor activity.